Heterobilharzia americana is the source of this 1241-nucleotide messenger RNA. The record is from the annotation of a GenBank genome assembly. NCBI's taxonomy places the organism in Eukaryota, Metazoa, Platyhelminthes, Trematoda, Strigeidida, Schistosomatidae.
GCGGUCGUUAUGGUAUGAACCACUACUUGGUUAUUCGUAUUCGUUAUGCUCUCACCAGGAUUUUGAUCUCCCAUAGGUGUGUAUUCUUUGUAAUCAUAGUUGCAUUCCAGCUAACUUUUAACUGUUUUUGUGUGUAUAUGGCAUCGCUAAUCAGCUUGAGAUACGUGUGUACGUUUUUCUUGAGCUUUUUCAGAGAGUCGAUACUGAGUUAGUGACUAGUUCGCUCAUUACUCAGGUAUCAUAGUAGUUUUCUAAUGGAUAAAUUGACUGAUAUUGAAUUUGCAAAAAGCAAUGCUUGUAAAUCAGCUGUAAAUGAUUGGCUUAAAGAUAAUCAAUGUAUUGGUCUUGGAAGUGGAACAACAAUUAAAUAUGCUGUAGAAUAUAUUGCUGAAAAGGUUCAUACAGAAAAUUUACAAAUCCAGUGUAUACCAACUUCAUUUCAAGCCAGACAACUUUUAAUUAAUUACAGAUUACCAGUCGUUGACCUUGAUAUAUGUGAACAGAUUGAUGUCACAUUUGAUGGAGCAGAUGAAGUAGAUGAUGAUGUCAAUUUGAUCAAAGGAGGCGGUGGUUGUUUAUUACAAGAAAAAAUUGUUGCUUCAUGUAGUACCAAUUUUAUUGUUAUUAUCGAUGAACAAAAAUGUUCAGAAAAAUUGGGUUCUCAUUGGACUAAAGGAUUGCCUAUUGAAGUGAUUCCCAUGGCAUUCAAACCGAUACAAACACGUAUAGAGAAGUUAUUUGGAGGAAAAACUACCCUACGACAGGCUACUUCAAAGAUGGGUCCAGUUGUAACAGAUAAUGGGAACUUUUUAAUCGAUUGGAAAUUUGAUACAAAUAAACAAUAUCAUUGGCCAGAAGUGGAUAUUGAACUUUCACGUAUCCCUGGUAUUGUAGGUACUGGUCUAUUUAUUAAUAUGACACGUCAAGUAUAUAUUGGCUAUUUGAAUGGUACUGUAGGUAAAUUGGAAGGGAAUACAAGCAAAUCAUAUCGUAGACUGUCAAUUGUCAAUAAUUCAAACAAUCAUUAAUGUUAUUGUAGAAAAUUAUCAUUGAAAUUUUGAUAUGUAUUAUAUGUAAUAACUUACAUUCUCAGGGUUUAUUUUUUGUUACAAUCAAUUUUUUCAUUAUUUAUUUUUUUGAAGAUAGAUAAAUGAUUAUUGUUGUUGUUUUUAUGUUGUGUUCCCCCUUAUCCGAUUUUUUUAAAUUUAUUUUCUAUUAUAUAACAAAAGUAUUCAGUAUCA